AAAAUGAACGACAAGCGAACAUCGCUACCUGCUUGAUUCGUUUCGCCAAAGCAAUAGCUCAGCAGUACUUUGACGACUGCGCACAAACACGAGGAAAUCUCCCGUUUAAUACAUACUCGAGCGAAGAUGGCGGCUGUUGUGGAGAAUGUAGUCAAAGUCCUAGGGGAGCAGUACUAUAAGGAUGCCAUGGAGCAGUGCCAUAAUUACAAUGCGCGUCUCUGUGCUGAAAGAAGCGUCCACAUGCCAUUCCUGGACUCACAGACUGGAGUGGCCCAAAGCAACUGCUACAUCUGGAUGGAGAAGAGACACAGAGGUCCAGGGGUUGCUCCAGGGCAGCUGUAUACCUACCCUGCUCGUCGCUGGAGGAAGAAACGACGGGCGCAUCCUCCAGAGGACCCCCGCCUUGCCUUCCCUCCCCUCAAAUCAGAGGUGGAGCUGGCGCUGAAGAAGGACGUGCUGCCCCCCGCGGACGGCAGCAGCCUGGAGGCCCUGCUGAAGGCCGAGCCCCAGGAGAAGCGGGGCACCCCGGAGCUGCGGGGGCCCGAGGAGGAGCCCAGCGUGCCAGAGUUCACCGCCGGAACCCACAACUCGUCCACCCGCCUUAGGAAGAGAGUCCUGGAGCCUGAUGACUUCCUGGACGACCUGGACGAUGAAGACUACGAGGAAGAUACCCCCAAGAGACGAGGGAAAGGGAAGGGAAAGGGCCGUGGGGUGAGCAGCAGCCGGAAGAAGAUGGACGCUGCCGCGGCCGCCCUGGAGGACAGGGACAAGCCUUACGCCUGCGACAUCUGCGGGAAGCGCUACAAGAACCGUCCAGGCCUGAGCUACCACUACGCGCACUCCCACCUGGCGGAGGAGGAGGGCGAGGACAAGGAGGAGGCGGAGCUGCACACCCCCGUCCCGCACCACCCGGAGGAGCACAAGACCCCCAAGAAAGGACCGGACGGCCUGGCCCUUCCCAACAAUUACUGUGACUUCUGCCUGGGCGACUCCAAGAUCAACCACAAGACGGGCCAGUCGGAGGGGCUGGUGUCCUGCUCGGACUGCGGCCGCUCGGGUCACCCGUCCUGCCUGCAGUUCACUCCGGUCAUGAUGGCGGCGGUGAAGACGUACCGCUGGCAGUGCAUCGAGUGCAAGUGCUGUAACAUCUGUGGCACCUCUGAGAAUGACGACCAGCUGCUGUUCUGUGAUGACUGUGAUCGGGGAUACCACAUGUACUGCCUCAGCCCUCCCAUGUCCGAGCCGCCCGAAGGAAGCUGGAGUUGUCACCUGUGUUUGGAUCUGUUGAAAGACAAGGCCUCCAUAUACCAGAACCAGAACGCCCCUCCCUCCUGAUGAGUCCCCCCCCGCGCUCCCGUCCGUCAAAGCCCUGAGACCACUCUCCUUCAGACCUCUCACCGGUGAGGGAGGGGGGCAGGAGGCCCCCCCACAGAGAGAAGUCCCUCUUUUCCCAUCCUGGAGCAGGACGUGCACCCGGGAGCCUCCCAAACUCAACAGCCCUCUCAGAGCUUCUCCCCCCCCCCACAAAUCCUUUUAAGGGUUUAUUGCUUACUGUGACUCUUUGUGUUCCUCAGAACGUUCCGGAAAACUUGUUCCGUCAAUAUUCGGUUUGUAUAAGUGGUUCUGUUAUGUAGGUAUAUGUCUGUUUUGAGGACAUGAAACUGAAGGUCCCCGGAUGGCAUACUUUUCCAUGCAGUAUUUCUUCUCUCUUACACUAUUUAGCAGAAGAAAGCCGAGUAAUGCAAUUUUCAUGGCCUCUUUGAGCGGAGCAGAUCUCUGUGGCCACGACGAGCCGUCCGGUUUGCACUGCAUGGUUUAAAAAAGCUACAGUACUGUGCAGCUGCCGCUUGCCAAUUUACACGCAUCUUUCUUUUCGUUCAUCGAUAAAGGACAUCGUCUGUCGGAUUGUCGAGACAUCUGUGGUACGUAGAAGGCGAUAAUAGUCGGAGUCAGUGGGCAUGCCAGUGCUUGUUUGUCAAGAAAGCAGUAAAUGUUUUGUAUAUUUAUAUAUUGGUGUGAAUAGUUCUAAAAAAAAAAAAAAGAAAAAACUAUACGAAAUGGCAGAAAGCUUGUCAGUUGAUGGUCUUGAUGGUCCUGAUGGUCCGGGGUUGUCAUUAACAGGAAAAGUGGUGAAAUAUGUGGAAUGGUGGCCAAAGUACUGGUCUGAUCCAGGUCCGCUCGCCACUGCUGCUCUUACAGGACAGGGCUGGUGUUUUUAAUCAUAUCAAGAGGUCAGAAUUGAGAGCAUACAGAAUUGAAUGGGUGUCCUGUGCUAAGUGAGGUGUCGUUAGGACGAGACGGGACGGGUGUCUUAUCGCACCAAUGCAGGGGGACAUAGACGGCCUUUACUCUCAGGCCUGCCCUUGCCUUCCACUGACAGAAUUUUUGGGGGUGAUUUGGUCCCCUUUUAUCUCCCGUGAUGUCUGACCCACUUCACGCCCCUCCGAGCUUUUUAGAUGGGGGCGUUAAGCCCUGACGCUGGUCUUAAGACCCGGCCUGUGCAGUGGCUCUGUUCCUCUGAUCUGAGCACGGUGUGUUCACACCUCCGUCUGCUGCUCCGGCCCAGAGUGUUUACCCUGCGCAAGUGUUCAGCUACCCUGGGCAAGUGCUCAGUUGCCCUGAGCAAGUGUUCCACUACCCUGGGCAAGUGUUCAGCUACCCCAAGGAAUUGUUCAGUUACCCAGGGCAUGUGUUCUACUACCCUGAGCAAGUGUUCAGCCACCCUGAGUAUGCGUUCCACUACCCUGGGCAGGUGUUCAGCUCCUCUUUCACUUCAACUGGCACCAGAGGCAGGUUUUCUAAAUCCAGAGAUGUCAGACUUUACACAUUUUGGUAGAGCUAGGGGGAAAACUCCGGGGGGAAAAUGCUUUUGCCACAACGGUCUUUAUGUUUUAUAUGUGCUUUUUUAUGCAUUUUGUUUGCCAUAUCUUUGUAUGAGAAUUUAAGUAUCACAAAUGUUGAUUUUCAUAUUUUAUAACUAGGUUGCAAUCAGAAUCAGUAUUUGUAAUUCUAGUUAAUACGGUUCCUGCCUGGGGGCAAAUAUCUUAUGAUUCCGGCUAUUGAUUUGACCAAACCAGUUUAACUUCCGUCCUUCCCCAGUUCAGCGAGUGCUUGCAGUGUGCAGAUAGCGAGAACGGCUGCUCUCUGUACAUCCAGGGCUGUGUUUGUGAAGCACAGGUUCAGACACGGGAGAAUCAAAAUGACCGAGGUAUGCCACCUCCACAGUACUGCCUGUAGAGGGCGCUGUUGAUUCUGUGAUCAGCCUGCUUCGUUGGUUUGUACCCGCAGAAGGAUUCAGGCUGUCUCCUCAUCUGCUGAAUGAUCCAUAUCAAUGGUUUAUUUUGUUAUUUGUCAUGACUGUAAAACUUCACGUCUGAGUUUUGUGGUGUUGGCACCGCACAGUUGUUGGCUGGGAUGAUAUUUUCAGUGGCUGGAAGAAAUCUAUCGGUAGAGAUCUAAUGCAACUGCACAAAUUGUGAAGUCCCUCCUCAGUGUAUGGAGGGUUUAAUACUUUUUAUAGUGACAUGCGUCUGUUAUUGGACUCUUUAUAGCUGGAUGCUUUGUAAACUUUUUUUAAUUGUCAUGUGAAUAGUAUUUACCAUUGUUAUAUAUAUAGUGUUAUUCUUGCAAAUUUCAAAUAUCAAUAUUUACAGAGGGAAUUGAUAUUACAAUGUAGACGCACAACUGAGAAUCACAAAAAUCUAUAGUAGCUUCAAAGUAAGUUUCCAUGGGUGAGGAUUCUCACUUAAUAUUGGUUAUAAUAUUCCCUACCUUUGUCUAGUACUGUAAACUUGUCUUACAGCCAUGAUGUACCUCAAGUUUAUUAACAGUAUUUAAAAUGGAAAGAAAAAAAAACAGUACUUCAGGCCAAUGCUCUGUAAUUAGGUGUUUACAAUCAAAUGCAUGUGAACCACACACUGUUUUUAAUUUACUCUCAGUUUGUCUAUUGUGGGGAUGUUAAAAGAUUUUGGGAUAUUUGUAAUAUCGUUUAGUUAAUCAUGUUUUAUCCAUGUCCACUUAACCAUUUAUACUGAAACUUCAGCAUACAUUUUUGCAUUUUAGAAACAUGCUGAGUGUUUUCACAUAUUUCACACAUGUAUGUUUUAUAGGUUUUUUCUUAUUUUGAAGACCUGUAUUUGUGUUACCAUAGCCUGUCUGUUUAUGGUACGUGUACAGUUUUUGUCCUUUUUUAAAGUCAAUUAAACUUUGGCACUGAUUGUA
This is a messenger RNA of Anguilla rostrata (American eel), 4221 nucleotides long. RefSeq names its product zinc finger protein ubi-d4-like. The coding region runs from base 127 to 1335 and encodes 402 amino acids. The record is from RefSeq and is a predicted model, not a curated record. Gene Ontology annotation, biological process: positive regulation of transcription by RNA polymerase II. The transcript has 11 exons. Gene Ontology annotation, molecular function: histone binding; transcription coactivator activity; histone H3K4 methyltransferase activity. Gene Ontology annotation, cellular component: MLL3/4 complex. NCBI's taxonomy places the organism in Eukaryota, Metazoa, Chordata, Actinopteri, Anguilliformes, Anguillidae.